AUGAUUAAGGUGGCACGAAGAUCAGAAACAAUACUACAAGAAUGGGAGGAGAAUUUUCUAGUAUCUGCCGUGAUUCAAAACAUCCGAAAAAUAGAUAACAAUCCUCCGAAAGCUGCAAAUAAAACUUUGUUGGACGUACUAGAUGUGCGAACUCCACCGAAAAUAAAGCUCCAACAAGAUAAAAAGAAAUAUGAACAAUCACAUCCCGGCGUAGCGAUUCCCAUAGAUGAAGAUUCGAUAGAUUUGAAUGAUCCAGUAACCAAAAAGUUCAAUUUUUAUAAACUAGAUAGACCAACAACGGAUUCAACUAUCUCAACAUGGAUCUUGCUGAGUGGUCAAUCAGCUUCAACAACAAAAUAUUCAACUCCCAGUACCACAAAUCGUCCAUCUGAUAUAAUUGUUCCUAUUUACAGUCGAACUAAAAAGCCAGUCGAAGUGAAAGCACCAAGUAUCAUCAACGAGAGAGUUAAAUUCACAGAAAUAAAUAAUAUACCAUCGAAAAAGAAACUUACAUAUACAACAACAACUGAAGCUACGAAUUCUAAAAGCUCAACUAGUAAAACAACGAUAAUCAAGGAUAAAAACAAAAAUAUUAGCUCCACAACAGAAUCUCUUAGUUCACGACCUCCAGCGACGAUUAAUAAAACUAUUAACCAUAAGAAGAAGAUAACUGUAUUACCUACAUCCUCAACUGAAUAUUUGAAGAAAAAUACAGAAGAUUCCACGGUUGUUCCAAUAUUAAACAACAAUAACAUAACAAACGUUAAUAACACGAUAGUGACGAAUUCAAGUACGAUAACCUUAGAAUCCAAAGAUGGUUCGAUAGUACUAAAUAACGAUAAGAAGAAAAAAGCGUCCAAUAAGAAGAAGAAAAAUAAGAGACGCAAGAGACCAGCUAAUAAAGCAAAUACUAAUAUUGAAACUGUUAACAAAAUUAAGAAAAAAACAGAUGCUAUAAGUUCGCAGAUAUACAGCUACUUAUCGAGAGAAAUAGUACCAACUCUAGGCGUCGGACUGGUUGGAUUGAUGGUAACAGCUGGAUUAGCUGGUUAUUUCUUAUAUCCGUUCGGGGCUGCCAGAAGAAAUAUCAACGUCGACAGAAAUGAUAAAGAAAAUUAUUACUACAAAGAUGAAUAUUCGGGAGGUAUACUAGAAGAAGACGCUAUAGGUCAAGUUAUAGCAGGUAUGCCUACUAAUUCUUUAUAUCCUUCAAAAUCCUCAUCAACUAAGAAUCCGUAUAUGAAUAAAAUAUAUAGAUCCAAUCAUCAAUCAUCAAUACAACAUUCUAAGUCAUCUGAAAAUGUCGCGGCUUUAUUCGAAAGAAACGAUAACAAGAAUAAUAUAGAAAUAAACGAAAAUAAACAUACCAAUAAAAUGGAUAACACAAGAUUUGUCGUUGGUAGUGUACAAAAAGAGGUAAUUGAAGAAGUGACACCUGCGGCAGUGCCAGAACACGGACCGAGAAGUUUCAGAUCCGGAAUAGAUUUCAAAAAUAUCUUAGGCAUUAUGAACUGA
Molecule: messenger RNA, 1515 nt
Organism: Diorhabda carinulata
Lineage: Eukaryota; Metazoa; Arthropoda; Insecta; Coleoptera; Chrysomelidae
Exons: 2
Coding region: 1-1515 (504 amino acids)
Source: RefSeq, a predicted model, not a curated record